Messenger RNA from Drosophila gunungcola (fruit fly), 1160 nucleotides. RefSeq lists its product as uncharacterized. The record is from RefSeq and is a predicted model, not a curated record. Gene Ontology annotation, cellular component: plasma membrane. Gene Ontology annotation, molecular function: copper ion binding; oxidoreductase activity. Gene Ontology annotation, biological process: iron ion transport. Lineage: Eukaryota; Metazoa; Arthropoda; Insecta; Diptera; Drosophilidae.
UAUAUAAUAUUCAUAUAUCAAAAGCUUAACUAAACUUAAAACUUCACGGACGAUAUACCUACCAGCAGCUGGUAAAAGCUAAUUAACCUUGAUAUUUAAACUCGAAAACUCUUUAUAAAUAUGUAUGUAUGUCUGUAUGUAUAAUUCCACAAUAAAUUAACCAAAUGUUCAAAUGUGUAAAUUUUAUGGUCCUGGUUUAAGCAAAUUUUAAAUUGAAUUUGUCAUAUUUAGAUAUCUAUUUCAUACUCGCACUUAAUAAGAAUAACGCUAUUUAAGUAUGCACGGCUUUUCCCUUAGUUUAAUGUUAUUCUACCCAAUAAAAAUAUGUGUGAUUCUAAUUAUUGUGCCGUAUUCACAGAUUCUCAACCCUUUGGAUGCCAUUUGUGAUCGUAAAAGGUCAGAUGCAGUUUGCGUUUCUAAUUUAAAGAAUGCGAAAAAAGGUCGACAAAGGCUUUUGGUUGAGCGCCCUGAUGUGAAAAUCUUCUUACCUUUCAGAUUUUAUGUGUACGAGCCAAAAACUUUAUUUAUACCAAUACUUACAACCGAUUUUAGGUUUAUAGUUGUGCCUAGGGGAGAUCAUCUGACAUCUUUGGUCGAUGAAAUAUCAUACAUAUCGCCACCGGCACCCCUAUCACAAAGCGAAGACAUACCGCCCGAAUACUUCUGCAACGGAGACAAUCGACCGCCGAACUGUCCAAACUGUGAAUGCACACACAUGGUUGACAUACCUCUUGGAGCUAUUGUUGAAGUUGUUUUGGUCGAUGAAGCACAAGUGAAUCUUAGCCAUCCCUUUCAUUUGCAUGGAACAGCCUUCUAUGUGGUAGGACUGGGUCGUUCGCCGGAUAAGUCAAUAAAAAAAAUAAACUUAAAAGCAUGCUCUGGAGUUGGACCAAAUGGCAUGCUUGAGCGUGAUUUUUCUAAGCCACCUCUUAAAGAUACAAUAGCCGUCCCCAACAAUGGAUAUGUUGUUAUGAGGUUUCGGGCAGAUAAUCCAGGCUAUUGGCUUUUCCACUGUCACUCUUUUCAUAUUGUCAUAGGCAUGAACCUCAUUUCAUAUCGAACACCAGCUGACCUACCACCAGUUCCCCCGCGGUUUCCUAAAUGUGGUGACCAUGUUCCGCCGGUGACGUGGUUCUAGUCCGCGUGGUUUUUAAACCGUA